Clunio marinus is the source of this 207-nucleotide messenger RNA. The record is from the annotation of a GenBank genome assembly. Lineage: Eukaryota; Metazoa; Arthropoda; Insecta; Diptera; Chironomidae.
AUGUUGAACAACAUUGAAAUGUCGUGCUGUGUUUGGGUGGGAAAUCUUUUGGAAAUUUAUCUACUUGUUUUAACUAGGAACAUUUCCCAGGAAAUAUUUGAUUUCACAACAACCUCUGAUUGUAAUCGAAAAAGAAGUUUCAUUAACAUUUUCCCAAAGUUAGACGCCAUUGCUGAGCCUAUUCGAAGCAUCAAUUCCAACACUUAA